Molecule: messenger RNA, 3742 nt
Organism: Juglans microcarpa x Juglans regia
Lineage: Eukaryota; Viridiplantae; Streptophyta; Magnoliopsida; Fagales; Juglandaceae
Product: transcription factor MYB3R-1
Exons: 12
Coding region: 449-3577 (1042 amino acids)
Biological process (GO): regulation of DNA-templated transcription
Cellular component (GO): nucleus
Molecular function (GO): RNA polymerase II cis-regulatory region sequence-specific DNA binding; DNA-binding transcription factor activity, RNA polymerase II-specific
Source: RefSeq, a predicted model, not a curated record
ACCAUUUUUCUAAUCCAAUACGAGAAGUUCCAGAAGUGGAUGGCCGCUAUUUCUGUCCAGUUACCAAAACCUGGUCGACCUUUAACCAUAGGGUUUGAAACUCGCUAGUCCGCGUUUAAUGUUUUUCAUGUUUGAAUAAGCUCCGGACCGUCUCGCUCCUCUCUCCUCUACUUCAAACUGCGUUUGCAGAUCGACUUUCUCUCUCCUUUGCUUUUUUGCAUACCUUCGUCUGGAUCUGCAGAUGUGCACUUUGUUGAUGUCACUAUCGCUUUCCUUCUCUGCCUACGUUUCGCAUUCUAAAGCUCAGUUCAUCUAUGGGUUUUUUGUGCGACAAGGUAGCUCCUGCCUCGUCUUAGUUAGAAUAUAAUGAGUUGGAGAGCGUAUUCUGGAGAGAGUUGUCGUCGUGUGGGAAUUGGGGUAUGCAACUUUACCUAUUUGUCAAGAAACUAUGGAAGGUGACAGGAAAAUCCACACUCCACAAGAUGAGCUUGGCGAUGGUGAUCAGAAAACGCGACCUCUGCAUGGGAGGACAAGUGGUCCUACAAGGCGUUCUACCAAAGGCCAAUGGACACCAGAAGAGGAUGAGGUUUUGCAGAAGGCUGUUCAGCGUUUUAAAGGAAAGAACUGGAAAAAAAUAGCGGAGUGUUUCAAGGACCGUACUGAUGUCCAAUGCCUACAUAGGUGGCAGAAAGUCUUGAAUCCAGAGCUUGUCAAAGGUCCAUGGUCUAAGGAGGAGGAUGAAGUAAUUAUUAAAUUGGUGAACAAGCAUGGUCCAAAAAAAUGGUCCACCAUUGCACAGCAUUUACCUGGACGUAUUGGUAAGCAAUGUCGUGAAAGGUGGCAUAAUCAUCUUAAUCCUGCUAUAAACAAAGAAGCAUGGACCCAGGAAGAGGAACUGGCUUUGAUUCAUGCACAUCAGAUUUACGGGAACAAAUGGGCAGAGCUAGCAAAGUUAUUACCAGGAAGGUCAGACAAUGCCAUAAAAAAUCAUUGGAACAGUUCUGUAAAAAAGAAAUUGGAUUCUUAUCUGGCAUCAGGUUUACUUGCUCAGAUCCCAGCCCUUCCUCUUGUUGGACAUCAAAAUCAACACAUGCUUUCAUCAUCUUUAAGGAUGCAGAGUAGUGGAGAUGAUAGUGGUCUCAAAGGAAUAGAAGCAGAGGAAAUAUUGGAAUGCAGUCAAGACUCAACUAUUGCAGUUUGCUUUAAGUCUUCAAGUGAAAUGGCCAAUUCAGUUUUACAUACGAGAGAGGAAUUCAUGUUAACUCAAGGAUCUGGUUCAGCAAAGGAACAAAGCUUGAGCCCACCAUCUUGUUCCGACCAAUAUUACACAUCUCUGGAAGACUUUUCAAUUCCCGAGUUUACUUGUGACGCAGAUUGCUCUGACAAAUUUCUUCACCAAAACUUCUCGCAUGAUGCUGAAACUUCUGCUGGCAGGGAUUACCAGUUUAGUCUGCAUGCAUUACCAGAUAUAUCGUCAUUGGAAGUGGGACAGGAGUCAUCACAGUUGCAAACACAUUGUAUACUAUACACUAAUGAAAGCCAUGAAAUGAUGAAUAUUGCUUGUCGAACUUCAGAGGAGUUGAGAGCUUCUACUUCAAUGGGGGAUAUAGCCAUGGAUUCUUAUAAACAAGAGCCAGUGCUGAUACCCGAUGAUGAAUGUUGUAGAGUUCUAUUUUCAGAGGCAUUAAAUGAUGGUGUUUUCUGUGGAAGUCUCACAAAAGGCUCCAAUAUAGUUCCCUCAGGUGGAUGCACUGAUUCAUUUUGUUGCCAAUCAUUAAGCAGCAUUAUACCUGAAGCUGGUGGAAGUUCAGCUGUACAAUUUUAUUGUUCUUCGGGGUCUCUAAUGGUAACUCCAUGCUCUCAGCCUGGGUCCCUAUGUUCGCUUCAAUCUGUUGAUUGUGGUGCAGUUCUCUACAGUGACGAACCAAAUCGGUUAUUUGAAACUCAAGAACAUGGGUUUGUCACUAGUGCCCAUGAUGGCUUUAUCUAUACCAAUGACUCUGCCGAUCCUCCUUGCAAUAGUGACAUAGAUGACACAGGAAUGCAAGAGCAACCAGAUAUUUUAAAGGAACCUUCAAAAUUAGUCCCUGUAAAUAGUUUUGGUUCUGGAUCAGAUAUCACAGAGACGUGUCAUUCCAUGUGUGGAAGACCAGAACAUCAAGAUGCUGGAGCACUAUGUUAUGAACCCCCUCGUUUUCCAAGCUUGGAUAUUCCAUUUUUAAGCUGUGAUCUGAUACAAUCUGGCGGUGACACGCAACAAGAAUAUAGCCCACUUGGUAUUCGCAGGCUUAUGAUGUCUUCCAUGAACUGCGUUACCCCAUUUAGGUUGUGGGAUUCACCAUCUCGUGAUAAUAGCCCUGAUGCCGUGCUGAAAAGUGCUGCUAAGACCUUCACUGGUACACCGUCCAUAUUGAAGAAACGACACCGCGAGUUAUUGUCACCAUUAUCUGAUAGAAGAAGUGACAAAAAGCUUGAGAUUGACAUGACAUCCAGAUUGACCAAAGAUUUUUCUCGCUUGGAUGUUAUGUUUGAUGAAAGUGGGACACAGAAAGCACCUUUACUCUCUCCAUCGCCCAAUUGUAAAAGGAGUUCUGGAGCCUCCCCUGAGGAUAAAGAAAAUUUCAAUCAUGCCUUUAAAGGGGUCAAGGGAAAGGGAAGAGAUGGCAUUGCAUCUUCUGCUGAUAGUAAUUCGCAAGAAAAUAUAAAGCGGGCGACUGUUGAUGUUGAUAUUAAGAACAUGGCUGAUAUUGAAUCUGCUGCCCAUGUUGUCCAGCAGCCUUCUGGUGUCCUUGUUGAACAUAACAUGAAUGAUCUGCUUUUACAUUCUCCAGACCAAGUUGGUUCAAAAGCAGACAGGUUGUUAGGUUCAAGUGCUAGAACUCCAAGGAAUCAACAACCUAGAAGCUUGGCAGCUGCAUCAAAGCAAGGCAUUUCUAGUACUUUAUCUUCUGGAAAUCCCCGGGCACCUGUUAAGUCCCCUGCUGUUUGUGGGAAGAAGCACGGAAGUCAUUCAGUUGUAGUUACAUGCGUACUGUCUGCUUCUUCAUCAGCUCCCCUGGAGACUACUGGUCAUAAUGUUCGGAAUGAUGCUGGUGUUGAAACCUUUAGCAUAUUCGGUGGAACUCCAUUUAAAAGAAGUAUUGAAUCCCCUUCAGCAUGGAAAUCCCCUUGGUUCAUCAAUUCUUUUCUGCCGGGCCCAAGGGUUGAUACUGAAAUUGCAAUUGAGGAUAUAGGGUAUUUUAUGAGCCCAGGGGAUAGAAGCUAUGAUGCCAUUGGGUUGAUGAAACAUAUAAGCGAGCACAGUGGUACUGCAUAUGCCAAUGCUCAGGAGGUUUUGGGAAAUGAAACUCCAAAAACAUUACAAAAGGGAACAUGCAACAACCAUGGGAAUAUGGACCAAGAGAAAACUCCCCACAAUCGCCGUUCCCACUUGGCACCAACCGUAUUGACGGAGUGUCGAACCCUUGACUUCAGUGAAUGUGGAACACCUGGGAAGGGAACAGAAAAUAGCAAAUCCUCCAAUGCUGUAGUAAGCUUCUCAAGUCCCUCUUCUUAUCUGUUAAAGGGAUGCAGAUAGCGGUUUCCUUGUAGGGUUGGAGUCAAGAUAUUUUAUACAUAUAUAAUCUUCUUCUUUUUUUCUCUUCUUUUUCCCCCUUUUAUAAUUCUUCCUCUUUUGCUGCACUACUCUUAAAAAUUAUGUUCCCUCAUUUCUCAUUGCCUCUUAAAAAAGAGGAUGCAUUUA